AUGACGCAAGCAACUACAAAUGCUACAAUAAAUGGAAAUGAAACCACAACGAUAAGUCCCUCUAUUUCAUCCAGUUUUAGUAAUAAUUCAAGUGUAUCUCCUACACCUUCAGAAGUUACUACAAGUUUGAAUUCUACCACAUCAAUUUCAACAACAACCCCAACUCCAAGUUUAGGAACAAGUACGAAUGGUUCAACUCUAACAUCUAGUGGAGUAACUACGACACCUGCAGCAUCUAAUUUAUCAUCUGUAUCAUCUUCAUCUACUUCAGCUACAAAAACUAUUACACCAUCUCUAACUACCGCGGCUACUACACCUGUGGCAACUUCAGCUUCUGUAAAUAGCUCUGUAUCUAGUAGUGCAACAGUGAAACCUACAUCUACUACUGCAAAAAUGACUGCAAGUCCAUCCGUAGGUAAUACUACACUUGACAAUAAUUUAAAUAGAAGUUCAAGCGCAUCAGCUCCUACUCAAACACCUACAUCAAGUCCUCAAACAUCUACUCAACCUCUUGUAACAUCUUCACCUUCAAGUGCAGUUGAAGCUCUUAUUGGUGCAUCAUCUCUUUCUUUUUUUUCUUACAUUUUUCCUUUUCUAAUAGUUAUUAUUGCGAUAAUAAUUUAUUUUUACUGUAAAGUAAGUUCAUAUUUAAAAAUAUACUGUAUUUUAAUUUUUCUUCAAUUAUAA
Molecule: messenger RNA, 687 nt
Organism: Plasmodium relictum
Lineage: Eukaryota; Apicomplexa; Aconoidasida; Haemosporida; Plasmodiidae
Exons: 1
Coding region: 1-687 (228 amino acids)
Source: RefSeq, a predicted model, not a curated record